CACCAGCACAUGCAAUUAUCAACGAAAUUUGUUUCUACAUACCCAUCUGCAUCGUUAGUAGCCCGGAGCGAGCAAGACUCAUUUGGAUCAAGCCAAGACACAUACCAACCAUCCCUUCCAGUAUAGCGCUCAAGAACCCACUCUCCCAAAAUGUCAGACCGCGACGCCAUCUCCUCCCGCAUCUCACCCUCGUGCCCUGCCGACACGCAGCGCGUGCUGACCGCGGCCUGGGCGCACGACGUCGCAGCCGUCAAGAAGCUCCUCGACACGCCCGGCAACGCGAGGCUGCAGGACCCCACGACGGGCGAGACGCCGCUGCACGCCGCCAUCCGGUCGUGCGGUGCGCCGUCGGAAGAAGAGGACGACGAUGACCCGGCCGACCUGGAGGCGGCCCGCCAGACGGUGCACGAGCUGCUGCUCUGGGGCGCGAUCUGGAAUGAUGUCGACGACCAUGACGAGACGCCCGGGUGCGUGGCCCACCGGCUGGGGAGGACAGACUUGUAUAACCUGUGUGUGGAGGCCGGGGUGAGGGCCGAGAUGCUCUUUGGGGUGCUGGAAGGGUAUGAGGAGCUCGGUAGCGGUGGGGAAGAGGAUGACGAUGUUGAAGUGGUGGAUAUGGAUGUGGCUGCGGAUGCGGAGCUGGUUGUGGCUGGGGAGGAUGGGGACGAAGCACCCGAGCUGGUUAACGUUGAGGCGAAUGGGCAGAAUGGGACGGUGGAAGAGGACGAGCAGGAGGAGGAGGCUGGGUUUCAACCACCACUGGACGAUACGGCCGCCGAGAUCGAUUCCGAAGCAUACCUACGAUCGAAGCUGACUUACUCGGACGGGAAGCUUGUAGACGAGGACGGCAACGGCGUCAUGAUGGCUUGGGAGACGGACAUUAUGCGCCAGAGCGUCGAUGCCUUGUUGCCAGACAGAGAACCGGGGAAGCGCAUACUCAACAUCGGCUUUGGCAUGGGCAUUAUCGACACCAUGUUUGCUGAGACGAAGCCUGCGCGGCACCAUAUUAUCGAAGCUCAUCCCGGUGUCUUGGAACACAUUUCUAGUCCGAGCUCCAAGUUUGGCUCCGACUGGGAGAAGAGUGGUCCGACCCCGGGGGCUUUCAAGGUCUACAAGGGAAGGUGGCAAGAAGUGUGCGCGGAGCUGCUCCAGGAAGGCCAAAUAUACGAUGCCAUUUACUUUGACACCUUCGGCGAGGACUAUUCCCAACUGCGGAUGUUCUUUACUGAGUUUAUCCCAGGCCUUCUGGACGGUCAAGGUAAAUUUGGCUUCUUCAACGGGCUCGGCGCGGACCGUCUGAUCUGCUACGAUGUCUACACCAAGGUGGCUGAGUUGCAUCUCGCCGACGCUGGGAUGGAUGUCGAGUGGAAGGUAACCGACGUCGACAUGUCACAGCUAGCUGAGGCCGGCAAGGGCGAAUGGGAAGGGGUGAAGAGGAGGUAUUGGACAUUGGACAAGUAUCGCCUGCCGAUCUGCACGUUCCUUGGUUGAAAGCUCCAGCUUUAGCCAAUGGUUGCUCUCGAUAUGAGCCGUUGGCAAGUUGCAUUCGCGGAACGCUACAUGAGUGCGGACAUUCGCAGGCCUCACUGCAUACGCUGGCACGCCUCACGCAACCCCGCGAUAGGAGCAUUCUCCCAAUUCGUCACGUACCACAGCGGAGCCUAGCCACGCAGACACGGGCCCAGCCUUACGGGGGCCUACAAACAGAACAGGCCUUCGUCCGAGGCAGCUCUCAGCAUGACUUCAAUAUCCGUUCUGCCGCCUCGACAGCCAAUCUGUGCUCCGGCUCUUCCCGUGCCUGUGAUACAAUGCGGUGAAUAUGUCGGGAAAGCAGUUGAGAGAAAGCCUAUUCCUGGCUGAAAACAU
Molecule: messenger RNA, 1866 nt
Organism: Chaetomium strumarium
Lineage: Eukaryota; Fungi; Ascomycota; Sordariomycetes; Sordariales; Chaetomiaceae
Product: S-adenosyl-L-methionine-dependent methyltransferase
Exons: 2
Coding region: 151-1491 (446 amino acids)
Biological process (GO): peptidyl-arginine methylation
Cellular component (GO): cytoplasm; nucleus
Molecular function (GO): protein arginine N5-methyltransferase activity
Source: RefSeq, a predicted model, not a curated record